AUGAACCGCAGGCAACUUCACCAGAACUACUUCUCAGGCUCCUUCCCAGCCUGCAUCUCCGCCCUCUCUGCCCUCACAGAACUGUGGUUGAACCUGAACUACCUCACAGGCAGCAUGCCGGCAGCCCUGCCAGCGACCCUGAAGGUGAUCGACCUGUCGAGCAACUACCUGGUGGGCACCUUCCUCACCACCACUGCCACCUUCUGCAGCUGCGCCACCAAUUGCCUGCAGGACGCCUCCAAGUGCCCCAGCGGCACGGCACAGCGCGCCUCAUGGGGUUGCGCUGUCUGCGAGAUGCCCGAUGCCACAGGCAGGAUGUGCGGCGGCGGCAUCUGCACGCCCAACGCCACGAUGCUGAUCGCUGCCAGCAUGGUCAACACGGGCACGGCGGCCAUGUACUGCCUGGGCACGUCCAUGGACCCUGUCAUGGGUGAGUGGAGUGCUGGGGUACGUGAGUGUCCUUACACCAGGUCAUGGGUGAGUGUGCCACAAGCCUGUGAUGGCACUACUGCAUGCUCAACCACCCCUGCUGUGUCCGCCUCCGCCCCCUGCUCUUCUCUCCUCCUGCCAUCUCUUUCUUGUGCGCCCCUCCCCCCACCAGGGGCGGCGCUGCUGAACAUGAAGGCAUCGCUGGGAGUGACGUUCACGGAAUGGGCGCUUGACGUGCCCUGCACCAUCCAGGGGCUGCCGCCACUUGCAGGCACCUGGUCCAACGUCGUCUGCAACGUCUCCGGCAAAGUCAUCUUGCUCUACCUGGCUCGUCUCGUUCGCGGCUUUCACCUCUCAUACCUCUCUCUACUCUUUUGCUAUGUGCGUCCGCCCUGCCAACGUCUCAGUAAUCUGCGGUCCAACUUCCUGGAGGGUCAGCUGGACGUCUUUGCUGUCAACUUCAAGGCGCUCACGUUGCUCAAAGAAGUGUACCUGGACUUCAACUGGUUCACAGGGCCCAUCUCGUCCACCCUCGUGGGCAUCGCCACCCUCUCCACCCUCGCCACGGCGGUCGUGCUGCCGCGCUUCUGUGUGGGCGUGCCACUGGAUGCCACACAGGGCAACAUCCCGCUGGCGCUCAAGUCCACUCUCGGCGUCACCUUCUCGGACUGGACCACCACCACGCUUGCCGCCCCCAAGGCCACCUCCACGAAGCCCAAGGCGGGGGGUGCAAGGGAGGGGGUCGGGGCUGCUGUACGAUUGGAAGGCCGUGGGGUCGUGCACCCUCGUGGGCCAGACGCCCAUCACUGGAUCUUGGACUGGCGUGCGCUGCUCACCGCUCGGCCAAAUCCUUGCUCUCUGAGUGCUGCCUCUCCUGCUGACCUGAAUGACGUGGUAUGCAGGGACCUGAGGAGCCAGCUGUUGAGUGGCACGGUGCACUCCGACAUAAGCAAGCUCUCCACUCUCACCUCGCUGCGUCUGACGUCCAACCUCUUCUUCAACCGCCUCGACUCCUACAUCUUGCCCAUCACACCCGCCGCCACCCUUAAGGAGCUCCACAUCAACUUCAAUUGGUUCUACGGCACCAUCCCAACCACGCUCGUCAACAUGCCAGCCCUCUCCUUCCUGUAA
Closterium sp. NIES-65 is the source of this 1560-nucleotide messenger RNA. The record is from the annotation of a GenBank genome assembly. NCBI's taxonomy places the organism in Eukaryota, Viridiplantae, Streptophyta, Zygnematophyceae, Desmidiales, Closteriaceae.